Messenger RNA from Penicillium cataractarum, 1338 nucleotides. It is a transcript of the gene cia1, whose product is annotated as iron-sulfur cluster assembly protein CIA1. Gene Ontology annotation, molecular function: protein binding. The transcript has a single exon. Gene Ontology annotation, biological process: iron-sulfur cluster assembly. The record is from RefSeq and is a predicted model, not a curated record. NCBI's taxonomy places the organism in Eukaryota, Fungi, Ascomycota, Eurotiomycetes, Eurotiales, Aspergillaceae. The coding region runs from base 1 to 1338 and encodes 445 amino acids. Gene Ontology annotation, cellular component: cytosolic [4Fe-4S] assembly targeting complex.
AUGGCCACCAAGCCAGCCCUCACCCUCCUCUCAGACCUCACACCACCCUCCCUUGAACGAGCAUGGCUCACAGCCCCGCACCCCACCCUCCCCAUCGUCGCAACCUGCAGCUCCGACAAAACCGUGCGAGUAUACUCUCUCACAAACUUCAAGCUACUCUCCACAAUUACAGGCGGUCAUAAGCGCAGCGUACGCACUGCCGCCUGGAAGCCCCACGUGAACGGCGAAAGCGUGCUCGCAACGGGCUCCUUCGACGCCACAGUCGGCGUUUGGCGACGGUGGGAUAGCUAUGGGCGGGCGGAAGGCGGCAGCGCGGGGUGGGGUGGUAACGGGGCCAAUGCCGAUGGUGACAAUGCGUUGGCAUCCAAUGGCAAUGCCGCAGAGAACGAUGAGGAAGACGAAGAAUGGCGGUUUGCGGUGUUACUGGAUGGACACGAUAGCGAGGUGAAAUCCGUCUCGUGGUCGGCUUCGGGGAUGUUGCUGGCGACGUGUGCUCGUGAUAAGUCAAUCUGGAUCUGGGAAGACCUUGAUGACGGAGAUAACAACUUUGAGACGGUGGCUGUCAUGCAAGAGCAUGGCGGUGAUGUGAAGUGUGUUGCUUGGCAUCCUGCAGAGGAGUGUCUUGCGAGUGGAGGCUACGACGAUACGAUCCGAGUAUGGCGCGAGGAUUUGGAUGACUGGGGCCAAGUGGCGUGUAUCAAAGCGCACGGCGGCACGGUUUGGUUCCUGGACUGGGAGAGUGUGGAUAAUGUGCCGUCAACUUCUUCCUCUACACCAGAUGAGAGCGCGGACCUGGUGAGCCAGUGGCGCGAGCAGCGUGCGUUGUCUGGUCCUCGUUUGUUAUCCUGCUCGGAUGACCGAACUGUGCGGGUCUGGCGCCGAUUGCCUAAAGAAAACGGAGCACCUGGCUUGAACUCGUCUGCGGCGACCGGAAUCCCGAGUAUUAUCCGGCCUACUGGAACCGACGAAACUUGGGAAGAGGAUGCCGUGCUGCCGCAUGCUCACGAGCUGGCAGUGUACGCAGUUGCAUGGAGUCGCCGAAGCGGACUCGUCGCGUCCGUGGGUGCUGAUGGGCGAAUUGUGCUGUACGAGGAGCGGCUUGUCAAUGCCCCAGCACCCGAUGCGGAUGCCAUGGACACUGAAACCACGCCGAAGCCGUCGGUCAAGACGGAGUGGUCGAUUAUUGCGGUGGUUGAUGGCGCCCACGGUAUCUAUGAGAUCAACCACGCUGCCUGGGCGAAGCGAGCAGAUCGUGGAUCUACGGAUGGCCAGGAGGAAGAGGUUCUUGUGACAAGCGCAGAUGAUGGCAGCGUGAAGGUGUGGACGCUCCAGCGGUGA